Molecule: messenger RNA, 2487 nt
Organism: Sphaerodactylus townsendi
Lineage: Eukaryota; Metazoa; Chordata; Lepidosauria; Squamata; Sphaerodactylidae
Gene: ADAD2
Product: adenosine deaminase domain containing 2
Exons: 16
Coding region: 154-1800 (548 amino acids)
Biological process (GO): adenosine to inosine editing; RNA processing
Cellular component (GO): nucleolus; cytoplasm
Molecular function (GO): double-stranded RNA binding; ribonuclease T2 activity; double-stranded RNA adenosine deaminase activity
Source: RefSeq, a predicted model, not a curated record
UGGCCGAGCUCUUUCUGUGUGGCUUUAGGAAGGAGGAUAGAAUGUGUCAUCCCAAAAAAUGCGGACAGUUGGACAAUCCACGGACUAUGGCCCAGCAACAUCAUCCAGUGUUGCCCUUACUGGCUUCUCUUCCCUUCUGACCUGGUGGACUUGAUGCCGGAGCUUGCCCAGCACUGGCCGUCCUUCACCAAUCGGAGCAGCUUUCAGUUCUGGGACAAAGAAUGGCAGAAACAUGGGACGUGCGCCGGCUGCCUUGAAACUUUGAACUCCCCCAACAAGUACUUCCGAGCCAGCCUCUCCCUGCACGCCAAAUAUAAUAUCGACAGGGCAUUUCAAAAAGGUGCCAUCCUCCCAUCCUGCAGCCGCAGCUACCAGAAAAAAAUGGCUGACAAUGAAGAGGCCUUCAAAGAGGUCCAACAGCAGUCUAAAUUAGCAGCAUCCUUUCAGCGCUGUCAGAUCCAAUCUCUUUGGAAAGAAAAGCCACCCCUCUCCGUCACCUCGGAUGAGUCUCUUACUUACCCAGAAUGUUCCAGUCCUGUUCAUCUCACACAGAGAAAAGAUGCAUCGUUCUCUCAGCUUCUUUCCACCAACAUUCUAUCUUUCGAGAAGCUGCCCCUGGACAGGUGGGAUCGGCCAAUGGACACCAAUUCUAACACGCAAGCUAAGGACCAAGAUCAAGACCAGAUUCCCCACGACCACCGCUGUGCUGCGUUGACCAGUGACAUCGGUGAGAUGCUUCUCGGAGUCCUGCCCUACCAGGACUGUAUGAGCACCGUAGCAGCUUUCAUCCUGGAGAGAGAGGUUGCUGGCAGCCAGAGCUCCUGCAGGGAGACGUAUGAAGUGGUUGCCCUGGGAACAGGAGACUUUUGCUACGAGGGCUGGAUGGAGUUCAGCGGCAGAACUCUCCAUGAUAUGCAUGGGCUGGUGGUGGCUCGCAGAGCGCUGAUCAGGUACUUCUACAAGCAGUUACUCCUGUAUAGCAGCAAUGACCCUGCAGCUGUUGAGAGAUGCAUCUUCUGCCUCACAGAGGACGGGACGCACUUGGCUCUGAAACCAGGAUUCUUUCUGCAUCUCUAUCUGAGCCGCAGGCCCAGUGGAGCUUUGGAGAACUUGCAUGUCACAGCAUCGCAGCCAAAUCUGCCCCUCGAGACCAGCGUCUAUGUGAAAGGUACACAGAGACCCAUCGCUUAUUGCCGUCCCAGUAUGCUGGCUGCUUACAUCUGCUGCAGGUCCGGCAGUGACAAGCUGGCCCACUGGACCGUCUUGGGUGUCCAGGGAGCGGUCCUGAGCCACAUCAUCCACCCCGUCUACAUCACCAGCAUCGUCAUGGCUGACACUUGCCAAGACAGUGCCCUUCAGAGCAUCAAUGGGCGGCUGCAGUUAGCCAAGGAGAGCUUGCCGAAGCCCUACCGCCAAAACCCUGUGCACAUCUUCCAAGGUCCCUGUGUCGCCUCUCAGGGGGCGCUGCCCAAGUGCCACUCAUGGAGCUUCAACUGGUCUGGCGGAGACGACGCCCUGGAACUUGUCAACGGAGCAGUUGGGAAGGCGGCACAGGACAUUCUGAGCCCAGACGGCCCCUGCCGCCCCAGUCGGAUUUGCAAGGCUGCCAUGCUGAAGUCCUUCCGGAAAGUGGCAAAGGAGAUGAACAGAGGAGGCCUGGCCACGCUGGCCACUUACUACGAAGCCAAAGUUCAAGCGGUGGCCUAUCAAAGCGUGAAGCAGCUGGUCUGUGCCCAGCUGGGCUUGCAAGGGUUUGGCAAGUGGUCCCAAAAGAGGCUUGUGGACAUCUUUGCCAGCUGACCUGGCUCCAUAGCAUAGCAUCCGGAAGCCGGAGGGUGUCUAGGCUUUAGAGGGAUGAAGGACCAGUUGAUCUUCAGUCGAGCAAGUGAAGGUCUUGGAUGUUGUGAUGUUCACUGGGAAGUUUUUAAAUAAUUUGUUUUUACACUGUCUCCUCUCAAGGCUGUUUCCUGUGUGAGGCUUUUAAGUUAGCACCGUUUAAGUUGUGUACAGGGGAGGCUAGUGUGUUUCCCCUUUUUUUGGUUGUAUCUCCCUCCCCUCAUUUUGUAUCUGUGAGUGCCUUAUCUGACACACACAGCGCAAGGUGAAAGGUACUCUGUGCAAGCUAAACAUCUUUUAAAAUUGCACACUUUCAGAGGAUAUAUUCAAAGAGCAAAAUUCUCUAAAUGUUGUUAACCAGGGAUUAGAUUUUUACCAUUUUUAAUGUGCGCCAAUGGUGCUAAGUUUGUGCACUUUAAAGUCUUCCUUGCUUUACCAGUUAUUGGAAGAGAAAAUCUUCUCUUUUCUUCGCAGUUUAGUUUUCAGUGCUACCAUUCUGUUUUUUGGGGGGAGGGGAGUUGAGUGAGAAAUUGGCACUUCUGUUGAGUAUGGGUGGAAACAGAGCUCAGUGUUUGGAGUUUGGAAAGGCCUUAUCCUUUUGUAACACAGUCUUUAUAAACAUGGGUCCCAUUAAAAGAAGUAUUGAUCUUG